AUGGAACUGCCAAAUCAUGCCAAACACCUGCUGCUGCAACUCAACCAGCAGAGAGCCAAGGGCUUCCUGUGUGACGUUAUCAUCGUGGUGGAGAAUGCGCUCUUCCGUGCCCACAAGAACAUCCUGGCCGCAAGCAGCAUCUACUUUAAGUCUUUGGUCCUCCACGAUAACCUCAUUAACCUUGAUACAGAGAUGGUAAAUCCCUCUGUAUUCAGACAAGUUCUGGACUUCAUCUACACUGGGAAGCUCCUGUCCUCAUCAGACCAGAGCAGUGAGCAGAACUUCAGUGCCCUCUUAACCGCAGCCAGCUACCUCCAGCUCCAUGACCUCGCUGCUCUGUGCAGAAAGAAGCUCAAGCGCAGUGGUGGGAAACCCCUGCCAGGUAAACCCUCCACUCCAGGUCCCCUUAGCCGCUUACGCCUCAACAACCAGCGCCUUUCCUCUUCUACCCCUGCUGGCCCCAACAACCACUAUCCUCCAACCCCUUCCGAUGCCGACCAGCCACAGCCAGAUGAAGGCCUUCGGGACAAACUCUCAGAUGAUGAGAUGUUUGUUGGCAGCUCUGGGAAGAAUGGGAAUGGGGGGAAUGGCAGCAGUAAUGGUAACCUCAGCAGUGGAGGAAGUGCUGGGGAACCAGACCUUGGACUAGACCUGUCCAAGAAGAGCCCUCCCUCUGCGGGCACAGCCACUGAUGCCCUCAGCCCACACAGCAACUCCCAAGAAUCUCCUCAAUCUGCCUCAGUAUCCACAACCAACAGUGCCUCACUGGACGACUCCUCGACCACCCUACCAGGUGUAGACACCUGUGGCUCAGAAACCAUGGAGCUCAAUUCUUCCUCUAAAACCUCAGAGGAAACCCAAAACCAGCCAGAUGGGCCCCCACCCCAAAAGAAAUCCCGGCAGGGUGCUCGCAAGAACGAAUGGCCUAAGAGAGAGGCAUCAGGGUUGAAGUCUGAAGAUCAUGACAGGCCCCUGGUUAAUGGUGUGAUUGUCGGUCCUAAAGAUGGCCGCUCGUCUGGGGUUGGAGGGGGCAGUGGUAGCAGCUUCACCUCUGAUCAGUCUUUCCAGUGUAAAGAUGAGGAAGAAGGAGGAGAGAACGGCCAGGACCACAGUGAAGAGAGCGGUCAAAGUGAUGGGGAGAGUGCAGGGGGUGGAGGAGGAACGGCAGGCGCCAACUAUGUGUACAGGCAGGAAGGUUUUGAGCCAGCAUUCGGAGACAACCUCUAUGUGUGCAUUCCCUGUGGUAAGGGCUUCCCCAGUUCUGAGCAGCUCAACGCUCACGUGGAGACACACACUGAGGAUGAGCUCUACAUCAAAGAGGAGGGAGGGACCUUUGUGAAAGAGGAGGAUGAGGAGGAGGCCGAGGACCUCUCUGCCCCUGUUGGUCCCUCCAACUUUGGCUCUGAAACGCGUCCAUUCAAGUGCACAGUCUGCAGUAAGAGCUACAAAGACCCGGCAACGCUGAGACAACAUGAAAAGAGCCACUGGCUGACCAGGCCCUUCCCCUGCAACAUCUGUGGCAAAAUGUUCACCCAGAGGGGCACCAUGACGCGCCAUAUGCGCAGCCACCUUGGCCUCAAGCCGUUUGCAUGUGAAGAGUGUGGCAUGCGCUUCACACGCCAGUACCGUCUGACAGAGCACAUGCGUGUUCACUCUGGGGAGAAGCCGUACGAAUGCCAGCUAUGCGGGGGGAAGUUUACCCAGCAGCGCAACCUCAUCAGUCACCUGAGAAUGCACACCUCGCCCUCUUAG
This is a messenger RNA of Seriola dumerili (greater amberjack), 1752 nucleotides long. RefSeq names its product HIC ZBTB transcriptional repressor 2 (gene hic2). Gene Ontology annotation, molecular function: protein binding; RNA polymerase II cis-regulatory region sequence-specific DNA binding; DNA-binding transcription factor activity, RNA polymerase II-specific. The record is from RefSeq and is a predicted model, not a curated record. Gene Ontology annotation, biological process: regulation of transcription by RNA polymerase II. Bases 1 to 1752 code for a protein of 583 amino acids. Gene Ontology annotation, cellular component: nucleus. The transcript has a single exon. NCBI's taxonomy places the organism in Eukaryota, Metazoa, Chordata, Actinopteri, Carangiformes, Carangidae.